Molecule: messenger RNA, 4697 nt
Organism: Pollicipes pollicipes
Lineage: Eukaryota; Metazoa; Arthropoda; Thecostraca; Pollicipedomorpha; Pollicipedidae
Product: activated Cdc42 kinase-like
Exons: 23
Coding region: 236-3670 (1144 amino acids)
Biological process (GO): protein phosphorylation
Molecular function (GO): ATP binding; protein tyrosine kinase activity
Source: RefSeq, a predicted model, not a curated record
GGAACCUUGUUUGAUGCAUUGCUUAAGUUAAUGGUUUGUUUUACUUCUUGAAAUCGCCAGUGGUAGGGCUGUAAUGCUCUUACUUCUGUGGUACUCAAAAAAGGAUCGAAGUGUUGGACUGAUCAACUAAUUUUAGGAUGGCAACUGGGCUGUGAUGUACAUUUGUCUUUUUCACCUUGCUUUCUGUUCGGUCCUGGCCUGAGGUGCCCUACUUUGGACCACAAAGUUUCUCAAGAUGUCGUUUCGCGGACCUGGGCUGUACGAGUUUCUCACGGAGGCAGAGCUUCAGCAAUACUACAAUCAUUUCAAAAAUGACUUGAAGGUGCAAAAUGUGCCCCAAAUCAAGUGGGUGACAGAUGAAGAUCUGGCCGUGAUGGGUUUGUCUAAGCCCGAGAUAAGACGUCUCAAGAAGUUCUUCGGAAAAUACUGUCCACAAAACUAUUUGUCGAAAAUGAAAAGGAAGCUGCUGGGCCGGCGCGACGACGAGCUGCCGGAGCCGCCGGCGGUGCCCGACGAGUCGCCCUCACGGCAGCGGCACACCAUCAAGAUGCCCAAGCACAUCAUCCCGGCGGACGCCAUCGUGGUCAACAAGGAGCUGGGCACCGGCGAGUUCGGAGUGGUGCAGCAAGGCGUCUGGACCAACGAGGAGGGGCACAGGAUCCAGGUGGCGAUCAAGUGCCUGAGCAAGCAGCGCAUGCAGUCCAACCCGACCGAGUUUCUGAAGGAGGCCACCAUCAUGCACAACAUUGAGCACGAGCACAUCGUACGUCUGUACGGCGUCGUGCUCGAUACCAAUGCCCUGAUGCUGGUGACGGAGCUGGCGCCGCUCCGCUCGCUGCUCGAGUGUCUGAAGGAGCCUAACCUGCGCGCCAGCUUCCCCGUGCUGACGCUGUGCGGCUUCGCCAUCCAGAUCUGCGACGGCAUGCAGUACCUCGAGUCCAAGCGACUCAUACACAGAGAUCUAGCAGCGCGCAACAUUCUCGUGUUUUCCAAGAAUACUAUCAAGAUAUCCGACUUUGGCUUGUCACGGAUGCUGGGCGUGGGCAAGGACUACUACCAGACGAACUUCAACGUCAACCUGAAGCUGCCCAUAGCAUGGUGCGCGCCGGAGUGCAUCAACUACCUGCGCUUCACGUCGUCGAGCGACGUCUGGGCGUACGGCGUGACGCUGUGGGAGAUGUUCAGCUACGGCUUCCAGCCGUGGGCGGCGCUCACCGGCCAGCAGAUUCUCGAGGCCAUCGACGAGCCCAACUUCCAGCGUUUGGAGCAGCCGGACACGUGUCCCAAGGACUGCUACAACUUGAUGAUCAAGUGCUGGCAACACGACCCCAACAAGCGGCCCAACUUUCGCGACCUGGCCGAGAUGUUACCUGAGUGUAAGCCGGAGCAGGUGCAGGCAGUGCAGGCGGCGGCCAGCGAGCCCACGUCGCCCACCAAGCGUGACCGACUGCCAUACGACGUCGGCGAUGUGGUCACCGUGCUGGACAAGCGGCCCGUGGCCGACCACCCCAACCUGUGGAAGGGCGUCACGGCGCUUGGCAAGACGGGCCUCUUCAACCCGUCUCACUUCGUGGCCUACCUGGGCAGCAACCUGCCGUCCAGCAGCGGGCAGCCGCCGGCACCGUUCAGCCGCGGCGAGGCGAAGGCGGCCUACUCGUCCAAGCGGCGGCUGAAGCCGGAGAUGAUCUCGGCGCCGCAGGAUGACCUCAAGCACACCGGCCACGUCGGCAUGGACGGCACCCACUUCGGCGAUGUCUCCUUCCUCGGCGACAAGCAGCUGCCGCGGCAGGUGGUGAGCCCGUAUAAGCCGCAGGACGACAUGCGCACAGCGCUGCUGACGCGCGCCGAGUCGGACGUCUCGGACCGCGCGCCGCUGCUCGCCACCGCCGACUCGGCCGCCAGGGGCGCUGCUGCAGAGCUGUCGGCUGACACCGUGUGGGAGCGAGAUGCGCCGCCGGACCGACCGGCCGCCCGAGGCGACAUCUACCGCCGUGUGGUCGGCACCAGAGGGCAGCACGAGUACCACGAGAUCAGUGACGAGGAGGCCGAGGUGGCCGGGGCCGCGGCGCCCGCUGCCGCCACCAGCCCUCCCUUCCAGAGCGACCCGUUUGACCUGGGGCCGAGCCUGAUGGACGAGGUGAUGUCCAUACUGGAGGCGCCGGCCGCCACGCAGCCGCGCCCGCGCGACCGCAUCAUGUCCGAGGAGUCCACCUCGGGCGGCGAGGCCAGCAACAUGCGCAACGAGCUGCGCGAACAGAGCGCGCGCAUGCUGCGCGAACAGGGCCAGAAGAAGCGCAAGGAGAGCAAGGUGCGCGACAUCUCCGAGUCGGAUCGGCGCACACUGGAGCAGGCCAUCGCCAUGGCCAACGACCUGGCGGCGCGCUCGAUGGCCGAGCUCGACUCGGACUCGCUCGACUCGCCGCACACGCCGAGCAGCCCGACCAAGAAGAAGUUCUCGUUCAAGCUGAAGCCGAGCCCGCCGACGGUGCGCCGUAACUUCAGCACGGAGGCGGCCAGCAUCCCCGACAUACAGGCCUCGCUUAAACACGAGGAGCGCGAAGCCUACAACUCACUGGUGCACAAACCCUCCCUGACCUGCGCCCCACCGACGCCCGCCGCCGCCGCCGCCUCCGCCGCUUCUGUAUCCGCCACUGCUGGACAUCCGGCCGCCUGCUCCGUCGCCGCCGCCGCCGCCGCCGCUGCCGACGACACGCUCUCGGAGACCUCCGACAACCCGCUCAGGAUGCUGCGGGCCGGCAUCACGGUUCGACCGAAGAUCCGUGGCAACAAGCACAACGUGACGCCGACGGGCGUGGCCACCAUCGAGCGCAGCCAGGGCGUGGCCCGCUCCAAGGCCGCCGGCCUGCUCAACUCCAAGAGCGUCUCGGAGACGGCCGAGGAGCCGCUGGAGGCGAGCUCGCUCCAGAGCUGGCACCGCACCAUGUCGAUCGACCGCGACCUGGCCGUCGGCUCGGUGCCCUCGGAGGAGAGGCUCGGCGCGUCCAACCCGCUGCCGCUGCCGCCGCGCGACCGCUCCCGCAGCCUGCAGGAAGCGGCCGCCAAGCCCCGUCACCAGCGUAAGCACCCGCUGCUGCUGCCGGCCGGUGCGGCGACGGCGGCUGCUGCACGGCCUGCGGACGGCUCGCCGCCCGACGACACCACCGACGGCUGCCUGCCCCGCGGCGCGCCGCCCGCCAAACCGCCCCGGCUCAACUUGAACGACUCGUUCGAGUCGCAGCUGGCGCAGGAGAUGGAAGCGCUGGACCACAUCCCGGAGGAGCGGGCUGGCUCACCGCCGGCCGGCGCCGACCUGCUGUACACCUGGCGUGACCACGUCAGCUGCGAGGACCUGCUCGAGUUCGCCGCCGACCGCCCCAACGUGCGCCGCACGCGCGGCCCCGCGCACGGCGCGGAGAGCGACGAGGUGCGGAUCAUGCUGAAGGUGCUGGGCACGGGCGCCACCUCCGAGACCUGCCUGCUGGCCCUGAACGAGACCAGCUGGGACGUGCACCGCGCCAUCAAGCUGUGCCAGGUCACACGCGCUCUCGGCACGCAGGUGGACACGGACGAGGUGAGCCGGACGCUGCGUCAGGUCGAGUGGAAUGUCAACAAGGCAGUCAGCAGUCUGAUGGUGCGCCACGGCGCCGCCGGCCAGGCCACGGUCGUGUGACGUCACGCACGGCUGCCCGGGUGUGACGUCACACGACCGUGACGCCUGACCGGCGCGCCGCGGGCCGCCACGCCUCGGUUCCGACGGUCGCCGGCAGGCGGCGUGCUGUGGGGGCGUGGGCGGGGUACGCGCGAGACCGGUGCCGUGGGGACGUCGCCAGGCUCUUCAGCGGUGCGUGGACGGAGGAAUGGCGACGCAUCGUCGACUCCCUCCAGUGCUGCGCCGGCGUCUGGUGCCAGUUGGCGGAUGCGCUGUGCCGCACUGCGUUACAGUGCCCUCAUCUUAGGGAUCCAUGGCGGCGGCGUCUGGUGAUGCCGCCGCCACCUCUCGUGGCGCUGCGGAGGCGUGUCGUGGUGCGUGCUGUGCGGCGGAUACAAAUUGGCUGGACAGGUGCAGUAUUACUGACUGGCGCGCCGGCGCCGGCGCCGGCGGCCAGGUCAAAUCGGGUUUGUGCUCCAGUGAUAGUCGGUGGGAUAUUGUCGUGGCGGGCUGCUAUGGUGUGCUGCUGUGUAGUGUGUGUUGUGAUACGAAGCCUUCUCGGCUGCGACCAGUACUCAUCGAAAUCGUAGCGCUCGCUCGCUGCCGAUGUCCGCCGCGGGUAGUUGUACGGGCGGUCUGCUCGCGUCAGCGGUGAUCCUUUCUGGUGGCCUGCGGCGCGUGGGCUCCUGGCUGGGUCUAUGGCCCUCUCCCUCCCCUCCCCUUUCCUCCCAUCCCCUCCACUCUUCCCCUCAUCGGCCAUGCUGCGUAUGAAGCGUGCCGACCGCGAUCUGGGUUGUUUUAUUGGCGCCGUGCUCAUGUAGAUACGCGUCUUCCCCUGCAUCGUGCCGCCUAGCUAACCUUGCCACGUGUGCAGCUUUACUUACCUGACCUGGGGGGCGUGAUCCGAGGUCACGGUCGUCAGAUCAGCGGCCGAGCUCGCGGGGCCCAGAGUUGUGAAUCUCGCGCCUGUUUGUACUUUUGUACGUUCUAGCGGCGCGCUCGGGCGUCGCCUGUACAAAAUCCGCCGCGUCCGGCGGCGCGGGCGGAC